AUGAAUGAGCGAAGAGGAGGGUGGUGGGACCCCGCUAAACCUGGCGUCUGCUUCCCUCCCUCCCGCAGCGCUGGCCGUGCGGUUCCUGACCCGGCGGUUCAUCGGAGAAAUGGUUUGGGUUGGAAGGGUGGUGGGACCCCGCUAAACCUGGCGUCUGCUUCCCUCCCUCCCGCAGCGCUGGCCGUGCGGUUCCUGACCCGGCGGUUCAUCGGAGAGUACGCGUCCAACGCCGAAUGCAUCUACACAAAACACUUAUGCCUGGAUGGGAGGCAGAUACACUUGGAAAUUUAUGACCCUUGUUCACAGCCACAGCGGGGGAAGCUCUCCCUCACAGAUGAGCUCCACUGGGCUGAUGGAUUUAUCAUUGUUUACGACAUCAGUGACAGAGCAUCAUUUGCAUUUGCAAAAGCAUUGCUGUACAGGAUCCGAGAGUCUCACAUAGGAGCUUGUAAAAAAAUGGUCGAGUCCUCAGUAUUUUUGGUUGGUAAUAAACAGGAUUUAUGCCACAUGAGGGAAGUUGGCUGGGAUGAAGGACAGAAGCUGGCUAUAGAUAACAAGUGCCAAUUCUGUGAACUGUCUGCAGCAGAACAUUACCAGGAAGUUGUGACAAUGUUCACCAAAGUCCUGAGGAAUAUCACCACAAAUUUCAAAGUGAAGGAAAAGAGACGACCAAGUGGAUCAAAGUCAAUGGCCAAGUUAAUCAACAAUGUGUUUGGAAAGAGAAGGAAAUCUGUGUAAAAGAUGGUUAGUCUUGAAGUAGGAUCAAGCUGAAAUAAUGGAGCACAGGCAGCUCUUGGGAUUCAGUCAAUUUCCUCCAAAGGUCAAUGUCUGGAGGAGUAAGAGAGUAGAAACCAAAGGUGGAAGAUAGUAUGGGCAAGUGGACAGGGUCUAAACCUAGAAGACCUGACCUUCUAGUCCCAGUUCUGCUACACAUUUACUGUGUUAGGGCUAUGUCACUUAAACUCUAAGCUGCUCCUCUCACCCUUUAUCUCCUAAGUUCUUCAGAGGACAGUCUUAGACUGUAUUUAUUCAACAUCAACAUGGUCUUCAAUAGAGCUUCUAGGUGUGACUGAAGUAUAAACAGUUAUUUCCAAUAAACUCAGCCUUGCUAAUCAAAAUCUUACUUCAGAAUUCUGAGUAGUAGUUGAUUUUUUUUUUUUGUGCAAGAACAUUUUCACUGAAGAAAAGCAAAAUACUGCUGCUUCACCUGAUAAUGUAUUUGUAUUUAACUCAAGGAAGGAUGGCUCAGAUCCUGGUGUACCUAAAGGUCCUUAACACCUGCUGAAAUCCGUAUGAAUUAAAUGGGAAAUCUACAAAAGGUAUUUACCUGCAAAGCUGCCUUGCAGAGGCACCAGAAGUAGGGAAAAAGAUAAACAAAGCAGCGUUGUCUCCUGUUUCAGUAUCUUUUUUUUUUUUUUUUUUUGGAGUGGUGAAAGCAAGUAGAGAGGGUUGAGGAGGGCGGGAAGUGAAAUGUUAGUGAAAUGUUAGUCAGGGAGCACUGGACUGUUUUGGCAAGGUCAUUCUUUAGUGAAAUAAUUUUAUGGCUCAGGCCAGUGUAAUAUUUUUGGGCUGAUCCCUUUCACAAGGAGGUUUUUGUGGGCUGUAGCAGUUUCCUUACCUGUAAAGGUGGAUGGUGUUCAGUUUUAGAGGGGAGGGCGAGCUUGAAAAAGCACAUGGACUGGCAAAGAGCACAAGUUUUUUAGGAUGUCUGCCUGGGUUUAAAGGUCAGCCUGCUGGCAACACCCGUGCUCCUCACUUCCAUAGAGUGUUUUUCAUAAGGACCAGUGUCUUUUAAAACAAGACAUCGCUAUGGUAUUGAAAUGCCACUUGGGAGAGCACUAAGGAGUAUUUUAGCUACACUUGUCAAAUGUGGGUAUUAAACAUCAGGUGAGUCUAAAUCUGUUGUCGACUGACAUUCAGAGCUCUUACUGUAGACUUCACUCCAACAGGGCUUAGCCCAGCGUGUUGGAAAGUGCUGUGCUCCUACAGAAAUUAUGAAAGGGAAAAGAAGUGGUCUGAAGAUAAAUUACUGCCUCCUACCCAUUCCAGAAGACAGCUGGGGUUCAGUCUUUGUAAGUUGCUGAGUUGAAGCCUACCUCCGCUCUGAAAUUUUACCUGCAUUGAAACUAGUAAGAUUCCUUUAUCAGUCACAGCAGAAUACUGAUUUUCAAAUGUCCACUUCUGUAUAAAACAUAAAAAAAGCUAUAUAAUCUUAGCAUUACUGUUGCGAGGUAAAACUAAAGCACAUUUUAAUAAGCGUUGACCAAAGAUCACUUCCUUCUUAUAAGGAAAAGAUACUACUUUGUGUUUUGUUUUUUUUUUAACUUGUUUUAAGACUACAAAUAUUGGAAUCUAGUUCUCAGUGUUGAUAGACACAGUGUUGCUACGUUUCUAUGCAGAUGCUGCUCUGCCAUAUCAGGAGUAGUGUAUUUAACUGUACUGUCAGUAUCUGUGAGGCUGAACUUGAAGACUACUUACAUAAAUGCUUCAGCUUUCCAGCACCCAUGGAAUUCCAGAACUACUAAUAGACUGUUCAUCUGUCAGGCAGCUGUAUCUCACCAACUCUAGCAUUGCCAGAUUGGAAAACUUCUUCUUUGUAAUUACUGUUAUGGUAUUAAAUAAACUGGAUAUAAGGUGGAUGUA
Messenger RNA from Calidris pugnax (ruff), 2643 nucleotides. RefSeq names its product RERG/RAS-like (gene RERGL). Gene Ontology annotation, molecular function: GTP binding; GTPase activity. Bases 1 to 738 code for a protein of 245 amino acids. The record is from RefSeq and is a predicted model, not a curated record. The transcript has 6 exons. NCBI's taxonomy places the organism in Eukaryota, Metazoa, Chordata, Aves, Charadriiformes, Scolopacidae.